Messenger RNA from Chrysochloris asiatica (Cape golden mole), 1622 nucleotides. RefSeq names its product alkB, alkylation repair homolog 5 (E. coli) (gene ALKBH5). Gene Ontology annotation, biological process: mRNA export from nucleus; mRNA processing. The coding region runs from base 1 to 1185 and encodes 394 amino acids. Gene Ontology annotation, cellular component: nucleus. Lineage: Eukaryota; Metazoa; Chordata; Mammalia; Afrosoricida; Chrysochloridae. The record is from RefSeq and is a predicted model, not a curated record. Gene Ontology annotation, molecular function: oxidative RNA demethylase activity. The transcript has 4 exons.
AUGGCGGCCGCCGGCGGCUACACGGACCUGCGUGAGAAGCUGAAGUCCAUGACGGCCCGGGACAGCUACAAGGCGGGCAGUCGGGAGGCGGCAGCCGCUGCCGCCGCCGCCGUAGCUGCUGCCGCUGCCGCCGCCGCCGCUGCCGAACCCUACCCGGGGCCCGGGGCCAAGCGCAAGUUCCAGGAAGACUCGGACCCGGAGCGUAGCGACUAUGAGGAGCAGCAGCUGCAGCGGGAGGAGGAGGCGCGGAAGGUGAAGAGCGGCAUCCGUCAGAUGCGCCUCUUCAGUCAGGACGAAUGCGCCAAGAUUGAGGCCCGCAUCGACGAGGUGGUGUCCCGCGCCGAGAAGGGUUUGUACAACGAGCACACGGUGGACCGGGCCCCGCUGCGCAACAAGUACUUCUUUGGCGAGGGUUACACGUACGGCGCCCAGCUGCAGAAGCGCGGGCCCGGCCAGGAGCGCCUCUACCCUCCAGGAGACGUGGACGAGAUCCCCGAGUGGGUCCACCAGCUGGUGAUCCAGAAGCUGGUAGAGCACCGCGUCAUUCCCGAAGGCUUCGUCAACAGCGCCGUCAUCAACGACUACCAGCCUGGUGGUUGCAUCGUGUCGCACGUGGACCCCAUUCAUAUCUUCGAGCGCCCCAUUGUGUCCGUAUCCUUCUUUAGCGACUCGGCGCUCUGCUUCGGCUGCAAGUUCCAGUUCAAGCCUAUCCGGGUGUCCGAACCUGUGCUUUCCCUGCCUGUGCGCAGGGGGAGCGUGACUGUGCUCAGUGGAUAUGCUGCUGAUGAAAUCACUCACUGCAUACGGCCUCAGGACAUCAAGGAGCGCCGAGCAGUCAUCAUCCUCAGGAAGACGAGAUUAGAUGCUCCCCGAUUGGAAACAAAGUCCCUGAGCAGCUCUGUGUUGCCAGCCAGCUAUGCUUCAGAUCGGCUGUCAGGAAACAACAGGGACCCUGCCAUAAAACCCAAGCGGUCGCACCGAAAGGCAGACCCUGAUGCCGCCCACAGACCCCGGAUCCUGGAGAUGGACAAGGAAGAGAAUCGGCGCUCUGUACUGCUUCCCACACACCGGCGGAGGGGGAGCUUCAGCUCAGAGAACUACUGGCGCAAGUCCUACGAGCCUGCAGAGGACUGCUCAGAGGUAGCUGGCAGCCCUGCUCGGAAGGUGAAGAUGAGGAGGCACUGAGGCCUGCUGCCACAUCCCUCUGGGGAACUCUGGUUCAUCCUUAUGUAGCUGCCCCUCCUUUUGUUUUGUUUUGUUUUGUUUUUCUAUCCUUUUUUUUUCCCUUCCCCUUGGUUUGUUGUCUAUUAAGGCUGAAGAACAGAAUUGGCCAGGACCUAGGUCCUCAUGUUUUUGGUUUUUCUACUGGAUGAAAAUGCUAUUGAUAUUUGUUGGGCACAGAAGCUGACACUGGAACGGCCAGUAGAGACCUUGGGGGCAGCCAUCCUCAAGUGGGGCUGUGUCAGACUGCAUAUAUUUAAAAGCAACAGAACAUUUUAAUUAAGGAAAUUCUUGGUUUGCUUUAAAAUUUCAAUCUUUUCAGUAUUUUAAACAAAGUUUGAUCUUCCUCCCCCACCCCUUCCUCCCUGACAUCUGUACUUGGUUGAGGUCUCUGGGAGUCU